CCGUAGUCAAGUGGCCGAUGGAAUUGGCCCAGGAUGACAGCUGGAGAAUGGAGUCAGCAGGUGAGCUAGUUUUCAUGACCAGAUACGACUCAUUUAUAUUUAGGAACAUUUAUUUCUAUGAAAACAGCAUGCUCCUGCCUUAGAAAACGAAGCCAAAAGAAAACAAUUUGUCUUUCAAUUUUAUCCAAGUAUGAAAACCAGAUUACUAUUUUCACUGACUACCUAGAAGAAUUUCCUGAUACUGAUGAGCUGGUAUGGAUCUUGGGGAAACAGCAUCUUCUUAAAACAGAAAAAUCUAAGCUGUUGUCUGAUAUAAGUGCUCGUCUAUGGUUUACAUACAGAAGGAAAUUUUCACCAAUUGGGGGAACGGGCCCUUCAUCAGAUGCUGGCUGGGGAUGUAUGCUACGCUGUGGACAGAUGAUGCUGGCUCAAGCCCUUAUCUGCAGACACUUGGGGAGGGACUGGAACUGGGAGAAACAAAAGGAACAACCCAAAGAAUACCAGCGGAUCUUACAGUGCUUCUUAGAUAGAAAAGAUUGUUGCUACUCUAUUCAUCAAAUGGCACAGAUGGGCGUAGGAGAAGGGAAAUCAAUUGGUGAAUGGUUUGGACCAAAUACAGUUGCACAGGUGUUAAAAAAACUUGCUUUAUUUGAUGAAUGGAAUUCCUUGGCUGUUUAUGUUUCAAUGGAUAACACAGUGGUCAUUGAAGAUAUCAAAAAAAUGUGUUGCAUUCUUCCCUUGAGUGCUGACAUAGCCACUGAGAACCCCUCCGGCUCCCCAAAUGCUUCCAACCACAGUAAGGGCACUUCUGCUUGCUGCCCGGCCUGGAAACCCCUGCUGCUCAUUGUGCCCCUUCGCCUGGGCAUAAACCAAAUCAAUCCUGUCUAUGUUGAUGCAUUCAAAGUAAGUCACUCCUUGCCACAGUCUUUAGGGGCAUUAGGAGGAAAACCAAAUAACGCCUAUUAUUUCAUAGGAUUCUUAGGUGAUGAGCUCAUUUUCCUGGACCCUCACACAACCCAGACUUUUGUCGACACUGAAGAGAAUGGAACUGUUGAUGACCAGACUUUCCAUUGUCUGCAACCCCCACAGCGAAUGAACAUUCUGAACUUGGAUCCUUCUGUAGCAUUGGGAUUUUUCUGCAAAGAAGAAAAAGACUUUGAUAGCUGGUGUAGCCUUGUUCAAAAGGAAAUUCUAAAGGAAAACUUAAGGAUGUUUGAAUUAGUUCAGAAACAUCCAUCACAUUGGCCUCCCUUUGUACCUCCAGCUAAGCCAGAAGUGACAACCACUGGGGCAGAAUUCAUUGAUUCUACUGAACAACUAGAGGAGUUUGAACUGGAGGAAGAUUUUGAGAUUCUGAAUGUAUAGAAGAGUAGAAACUCAACCUGGAUAUCUGUCUUACAUCUGGCACCAGAAGAACAUGAAUUCAUUACAUAAAAUUUUUCUAGUCAGCAAGUGCCUGAUAUGCCAAUAGCAUACAAACUUGAUAGCAAUCAAUCAUGACUGAGCCAAUCAUCAUUUCUCAGAUAAAACAAUAACAACCCUUCCUCAGAAAGAACUAGAACAAUCAUGGAAUCUAAGAGCAGAAAGAUUAGGAGCCGUCCCUUGCUUCCCAGCUUGUUUUACAUGGCCACAGCAAGUCUGCCACUUAUGAAAUGAGGAAGUAGACAUCUGGAAGACAGACAGCAACUUCGACCUUGCUUCAAGCACCAGCAGAUGAGAGAUGGUUACGUGUGCUUCCCCACCCUUUCAGGCGUGACCUCUUUUGGGCUAAAUCCUAAGAAGCGGUCUGUUCUCUUGUUCUAAUAAUAAAGUGAUUACAUCAGGGAGAAAAAGUUCUUGUUAAAUUAUUUGAAUGUGUAUUUUAAUUAAUUAUAAUUUAUAUCAAAAACUUUGUCAAGGAAAUUAUUUUAAAUGUGUACUUGUUGAUCUCCUGAUUCUUUGAGGGAGCCUUACUAUUUAAUGGGUCACUGUCUCCUUCUUUAUUAAUACAUUUUUCAGAUGUCACCCUGUCCUUAAAUCAAAUCAUGAUCACUUAAAUCAGGGGUCAGCAAAUUUUCUGUAGAAGGCCAGAUAAUAAAUCUUUCAGGUGUCACAGGCCACAUGGCCUUUGUCAUCACUGCUCAACUCUGCUGCUGGAAGUGCAAAAGCAGCCACAGACAAUCUGUGCCUGGCCAUAAGUCAAUAAAACUUUAUUUACAAAAACAGGAGGAGGACUGGAUGUAGCCCACAGGCUGUAGUUUGCCAAUUACUGACUUCAGUUGUUGAUUUCUGUUUGAGAAAUUAAAAAUUGUGUUUGGAUUAAACUCCAUUUCGGUUGACAAACAAUUAAACAGAAUUAAUCACAUGGUGACAUUUAAUCUGUGCAUCAAAUACAAUGGCAGACCAUUUCAGGACUAGCAACAUACUAAAUUUUAAAGCAUAUAUUCAUCAUAUUGGCUUUGCCACUGAUUCUCUUGUGGAUCAAGUCACAGUGGUGUCUUCCCAGUUUCCUCUCCUUGCCCUCUUAACCUGUAUGCAUUUCACCUCUAUCCUUAACUGAGUCUCGAAGAAAGCCUGCAACUGGGGUUUGAAAGCUAGCACAAAACUAAGGGAUGUGUGUGUGUGUGUGUGUGUGUGUGUGUGUGUAUGUGUUCAUUUAGAAAUAUUAGAACAUCUGUUUCCUUAGAUUUCAUUUUUUUCCCUUUCUUACACAUAGGUAAUAUAUUUCAGUGGUUCAAAAUUCAAAAAAGUUCAAAAUGGUAUUCAGUGAAAUGUCUCUCCUUCCCACAUGUCAGUUCCCGUCCCUGAAUGUUCUUGAUGUUAUUAAUUUCUUGUUUAUCCUUCCAGAGUAUAUAUUUUAUACAUAUUCAAAUAUAUGCAUAUAUAUCUUGGAUUUUAUUUUAAUGACUUUAAAUUUCUCUAUUUUUGAUUUAUUUGUAAGUAAUUCUGAGGCCCCAGAAGUAUGGAAACUCCUUUCUUGAACUCUAGCAUGUGACAGGGCUAAAAGCAGUUAUAGGCUUAUCUCGAAGGAGGUUGUGGAUUUGUUGCUUGUUAGAGGACUCUUUCUGGUCUUUGUAAUUGUAUUUUUCUUGCCUUAAAGUUUUGUUAUAAAGCUCAACUUGUAGUAA
Molecule: messenger RNA, 3107 nt
Organism: Pteropus alecto (black flying fox)
Lineage: Eukaryota; Metazoa; Chordata; Mammalia; Chiroptera; Pteropodidae
Gene: ATG4A
Product: autophagy related 4A cysteine peptidase
Exons: 14
Coding region: 118-1365 (415 amino acids)
Molecular function (GO): protein-phosphatidylethanolamide deconjugating activity
Source: RefSeq, a predicted model, not a curated record